UGGAAGAACCGAAAGCAGCUAAACAAACGCACCAUUCGUGUAGUAACUGUUUUUUUGGCGGAUAUCUUCGUUUAGACUGUACAUAAAUUGAUAAUUAUUACUAAAAUAUUUCGGUCACCUAGCUCCUAGUGGGCUGAAGUUUAAAUCGCGUUCAUUGGAGGUUAUAUACACAAAAUGCGUUUCGAAGCAAAGCGUUGCGGAGUGCAGUUCAGUCCUCCUUCCAUAGUCUUAAUUUAUGAACACACAGAAACCAGGAAAGUGAGAAAAAGAAUAAUACCUGUCCGGAACUUUUCGAAAUUGUCAGACACCAGCAUGGCUGCUGAGAGGCUAAAAAACAACCCCCGGCACAGGGACUACCUUGAGAGUGUUUCCCAGAGCCAGCUAGAGAAGCUUCACAUCAUCCUUAGAGACCACAUGCACGGCUUCAGCCUUGAGCACAGCCUGGCCUCAUUCCACCUGGACCCCGACGAAGACCUGAACAAACUGGACGACGAGGAGCUGGCUCGUAAGAAAGGCCAAAUGGAUGAGCUGUUUGAGAAGAACAGGAGGCGCAAAGAUGAUCCCAGUUUUAUUUACGACCUGGAAGUGGAAUUUUCAAAACCCACCCAAGAAAAGUGCAGCUGGGAUGACGAGUCAGAUGAUGGAUUUUGAAACUUUCUUCACUCGUCUUUUCAGAUAAGAAAGUAGGCUUCAAAACUACAGUGAGGAAACGGGAAAAGCGGACACAACCGAGGUUAACUCAAAAUACUUUAUGUCCAUCUACACUACAAAUACAAAUAUUGCCAUUUCCAAAGGCAAUGCUAUAAUAGACACACAUCACAUGUACCAUUUCAAAGUGCAAUGAAUGAAAUGAUGCAUUAAUAAUAUUGAAUAUUUAUUUGUUAUAAAAUACAGAAUUUUACAAAAUACA
Mugil cephalus (flathead mullet) is the source of this 910-nucleotide messenger RNA. RefSeq names its product centrosomal protein 19 (gene cep19). The coding region runs from base 175 to 651 and encodes 158 amino acids. The transcript has 2 exons. Gene Ontology annotation, cellular component: ciliary basal body; spindle pole; centrosome. Lineage: Eukaryota; Metazoa; Chordata; Actinopteri; Mugiliformes; Mugilidae. Gene Ontology annotation, biological process: microtubule anchoring at centrosome; trans-Golgi to periciliary membrane compartment transport. The record is from RefSeq and is a predicted model, not a curated record.